CUCUCCCUCCCCCUCCCCCCCCAGCCAGCAGUGUCUUCUAUGUGUGAGCUGGGCUCCACUGAGUUCCGUGGCCCCUAGUGGUGGCUAGCAGCACAGCAGCCCAUUUCGAGCGGAGUGGGGAAGGAAAUUUUUCAUACACAAUGUUAAUUUCUGCAAAAUUCUGCAUUGCACAGUGGUGCAGAAUUCCCGCAGGUGUAGCUCAUUCAAUCCCGGCUUUUCUGACAGGUUAAUGCUGUCACUUCCAUUGGCCAGUAUUGCUCCACAGCUGCGUGUGUUUAAACCCAGAAAGGAGCAUUCUCUCUAAUCUUCUCAGCACUGCAAUUACAUGCUCUCCUACAACUCAUGGGGCUGUCCUGGUUCAGACACUCGCUUCUGGGACAGAGAGAAUACCUCUUGCUGUCUCACCUUUUUACCACCAGCCUUAUUAGGCAGGAUAGUAGGUGAAUUUCUGGGGUUUGUUUCUGAUACUUCAAGGGCCAUCAGGGUAGUUCUUCUUUCAGUAGUUUCCCUAUGGGUCCUGUGCAUCAGGUGUGCAUGCACUGCUUGAGCCCUUGAUUGGAGCGUUCUAGUUAGCAGUGCCCAUUCAGCGCACACGUGCACUGUGCCUCCUCAUGGCAGACACCGAGGUCUAUAAAGAGGUGAGCAGGUGAACCACCCUCAGUUCCUUAUCUACUGCCUUGGCCUGAGACGGAACACUAGCGUGUCUGCCUAGAGCAUACUCAGCUCUCUUUCACUCUUUUUUCUAUCAAAGUGAGUUAGAGUUGUUGUUAGUGUUACAUCUAGUUAGUUAGUUUUAGGUGAUAGGACCAUUUCCCUCUUUUUUUUCCCCAGGACACUUGUGUUUUCCUAGCAGAAGCCUAAGGAUGAUGAACAAGCUCAGGCCGGAUAAGUUAUCCUCAUAGUACCUACCUGGCCGAGGCAAGCUUUGUACCCUUACCUACUUCAGCUGUGUCCAACUGCCAAUCAAGCUCCCGACAGUCCUCAUCUCCUGUCUCAGGAUCUGGGUCACACCUCACCCCAACCUGGCAGUUCUACACCCCAGAGUCUGGCUCCUGGAUGGUUCUCAGGAUUAAAGGUUUCCUGCUCUAUAGAAGUGCAGCUGGUGUUAUUAAACAGUAGAAAAAUGUCAACCCACACUACUUACCUGCAGAAAAGGAAGAGAUUCAUCCAUUGAUACAGUUGUCACUACUGCCUCAGGCCUGAAUUAGUUUCCCUUUCCCUCAUCCUAGAUUGGUUGCUGGAUCCGGAGACAUCUGGGUUAUCCAUCAGUUACGUCAAGGUACAGCCUUCCAUCCCCCUGUCAAAGGAUUCUCCAUUUUUGCUCACCGGGUGUCUUCCAAACUUAUUAAGGGUCUGGGUAAUCUCUUACCCCUACACUAGACAUCCCACCCCAUCUUGGGACCCCAACCUGAUUCUCAAUCACUUCACAAGACCUCCAUUUGAACCUGUUCCCUACUUCAUUUAUCUAUGAAGACAGCCUUCCUAGUUGCCAUCGUGUCAGCCCGUAGGGUCAGGGAGAUGGAGCCUUGAUGGCAGAUCCCCCCUUUACCAUGUCCUUUUGUGAUAAGGUCUCCUUACAUCCGCAUCCUAGGUUCCUAAUCAAGGUUACAUCGGAUUUUCAUCUUAACCAAUCUAUCCAUCUACCAGAAUUUUUUCCAAAGCCUCACAAUUUGGGAAUCUUCUUUCCAGACUCUGAACUUUAGAAGGCCCUUGGCCUUCUACCUUGAUAGGACUAAGCAGUUUAGGAGAUUACCUAGACUCUUCGUAGCCUUUGCAGACAGAUCUGAGAGGGCUUCCAUUUCUGCACAAAGACUUUCAAAAUGGAUAAUUUGUAGUAUCUACACCUGUUAUGACGUUGCAGGUGGUCAGCACCUCCAGGUCUGAGAGUGCAUUCAACCAGAUCGCAAGCAACAACUACUGCAUUUUUGAAGAAUGUCCCAGUAUCUAAGCUAUGUAGAGCAACUACCUGGUCUCCAAUCUAUAUAUUUUCAAAGUGUUCCACCCUGCUCCAUGCCCUUAGAUCCGAUGCAGUGUUUGGCUCUACAGUACAGUCUUCAGUUCUGGAUUCUGUUCUGAAACUCCUGCCCCCUUCAUUGGAUACUGCUCUGAAAUGGGGCACACAUAGGGAUGGGAUACGACUUGAAGAAGAAGGAAAUGUUACUCACCCUGAGCAGUAACUGGAGCUCUUCAAGAUAAUCCCUAUGGGUGCUCCACUACCCGCUGUCCUUCCCCUCUGCUUUGGUUGUUUCUUAGGGGAUGACUGAGCAGAGGAGGAACUGAAGGCGGGUUGCCAGAGCACCCCUAUGUAUCCUCGGUGUCUGCCACCAGGAGGCAUAGGGAACAUGCAUGGGCUGAAUGGGCACUGCCAGCUAGAAAUCUCCAAUCAAGGGCUCGAGAGGUGCAGGUGGCCCUGAAAUGGAGCACGCAUAGGGACACAUCUCGCAGAACUACAGUUACGGCCCAGGGUGAGUAACGUUUUCUUAGCCAUCAGUCUAAUAUUGGUUCAUAAACUGUUAGUACAACGAUGACCACUUAGAUUGUUCAGCAUACUCUCUUAUCAACAGUGGCCAAUUGAAAGUUGGCUAGGAAACCUAGUUUGUCAGUGGUCCACGCCCACCUAUCCUCCUUAAUAAAAUUAAACAUACAGGUAGGAAACCUAGAGCUGUUGGAUAGCUGUUACAUUCAAUCAUACGGCAUGAGUGAACAUGCAGGAAAGUAAUACUGCUCUGCAUUUGAAUGCAUCACAAAUUCAUGCAAAGGAACUUUUAAAAUCAUGAAUAUCUAUUUACAGCAACAAAAAAAAGUGGCAUAAACAGACACUACUUAUUGGUUUCAUUUUAGAUUUUUCUAGUUUCAAAAGGAUUGGGUUUUUUGCUGUUGUUUUUUGUUUGUUUGUUUGUUUGUUUUUUAAGUAGCAUCAGGGUUGCCAGCUUUCCCAGUACUGGAUGUUUUUCUCAAAGCCCCAGUGCCUGGAGUCAUAUGAAGAUCUCAGCUUUCAUUGAAAAACAAAGUUUCUAGUCCUCAUGGUUGUGGAGGAAAAAUGGAAAAUAUGAACCCCAAUGGCUCAAAAACCAGAAUGCAAACAAAAAGAAUCCAAAACUUAUUUCAAAAUGUCAUGCUUUUUGAAUGCUUGGGGUUGGUAAUGCUAUAGCAUUUUGGGAGGGGUUGGGGAAACACUGAUGGAAGGAAGGGCCUAUACAUAAUUUGGGAUAGUAGUUAGGAAACUAAAGUUGCAGUGAUGAGCUAUCGUAGCUGAGGGUAGCUUCACAAAUAUUUAAAGUGUGAGCAUACGUAUUGUAAUGCAAAUCUGCAGAAUUUCAACAAAUGUUAGUUUUCCAACAUGUUUUUAGAGGUACCCCCACUAUCUCUACUUCUGAAUGGUGGUGUCCUUUAAUGGAUGCCGCACGUCAGGCAUUCCAGGCUGCAGAUGUAGUUUGAGACAUGCAAAUACAGCAUUUGAAUGCCAGAAGAAUUUCCUAUUAAGGUAUUUACUUGUCAAUCCAAGAAAAAGAUCCUAAAACACCAGGAUGUGCCUCAAUAGAUUUAAAAGUCUGGUCUCCAUUAACAGUACAUUUACAAAUAGCUUAUAACAGGUUAGUACACAAUGACUGUUUUUGACAAAUAGUUUAUAACAAUCGGUAAGAAUUAAGGCCAACAGGACAAUGUGUUGCUUGUAAUCAUGGCCUAUAAACUUCUAACAGUCUCUACUGAUGUGCUUAUAACCUACUACAAUACAUGCCAUUAAUGUCUGUAACAUGCUUCUAACAUCUAAUAAUCAUUUAUUAACCCAUAUGUGGAAUCUUGCUACCAAGUGUGACUGAAAGUUUUUUCCAUUUAGUGAAAUACUGACUUGAAACAGCUCUGUUUUAAAAAAUUGUCAUUAUCUUAUGAGGAAUAGAUUUCUCCUUAAGAUGUCCAUAGAGCUUUCCCAAGAAUUUUGGAUGUUAUAUCUCUUUCUCCUGCCCUUUGGAUGUUUUGGCUAUUUGGAGUGUAAGCUCUUUGGGGCAAAGCCUGUCUCUUAAUGUGUGUAUAUACAGCACCUAGUGCAAUGGGGCCCUGCUCUCAGUGGAUCACCAGGUAUUACUGGAAUAAACAUAACUUGAUUAAUGCAUUUUUCUUUAGUGACAAGUACUGAAUAAAUGUUGAUGUGAUACUUGUAAGGUUUAAUAUUCUUAUCUUGACAUUUUGUCAUUACAUUCUUAAAUGCAAUGGACCUCUCGCACACUGUUUUUUGCAUUUGAUGACAUGUUGAUAGAAGUGUGUGUGUAUCCGUGGUCUCUGUAGAACAGUCUUUCUGUGCUUCCUUAAGUGUUAGCAAGAUUGGAACCUAUCAUGCACAUAAGUAUGCAUCUGAGUGCUUCAAUUUAUUUCAGUGGCACUACACGUGAGUAGGGUUACACACCUGCCCAAGUGCAUAACCCAUUCUGAUAGCGUGGCUAUCUGUCCACUUCCAGAGUCUGGAGCACAGCAUAGAUGUCAGAUCUGCUACUGUCUCUGAUGUAAUGCCACUGCUUCGUUAGCUCUAGCAGUAAGAGAGUCAUGGCUUUAGUCCAGCAGUCCCAGAUCCAAUCCCCACAGAUGGCCUCAGCAGGGCAUCAUUGGAAGUGUUUGCAGGAUCAGGGCCUUGGGUGUCCAAUCCAUUCACAUUUGCUUGAUUAAUUCACAUGCCAGGGGCACAGAGGGAAGCUCCUUGCAUAGACAAUCAGCUUCAGCCUCUCUGCCUGGCUCUUGGCUGCCCACAUCAUUCCAUGCAAAUGUGCACACACUCUGCACCACCCAGGAAGCAGCUUUCUUGUUUAGUAACAAUUCUCAUUUCCUUCCAUGAGUGCGAGAAUGGGUCAUCACCACUUCAGAGCUGUCAGUCAUGUGGAAGAGAUGAGGCGUAUGACUGGUGCGUGGGAGACGGAUGAACAGAACUUCAGACCAUCUAUGGGAAAAACUGGAGACAGCCUGAUACGGUCAAAACACUUAUAAAUAUCCAAUAUCCAUGACUCUUCAGGGAUCUUCGCCUUUCUUUGGGAUGAUAACAAGCCUCAUUAGAUCCUCUCCAGUAACCUAGAUACUGUCCAUUGGGGGAGACAGAGGUGAGACUGCCCUUGUACUGGGAGACAACUCAUUGCUUUUGCAUCACAUCACUUCAUUUCUCUCAGGGCUCACUGGCUUGACGACAAUGUGCGUAGGGAAGUGCACUCGGAUUCUGGGCCCAUGCCUCAUUGCCUUGGGUGUGCUUUCCAUUGCUGCCAACGUGCUCCUCCUCUUCCCCAGCUGGACGUGGAGCUAUGUGAAGGAGGGCCGCAUCACCAAACAGGCUAUGCAAGUGCCAGGAGUCUGGGGAGGAGGCAUAAUUGUUCUUCUGGCGGCAACUGAGAUCAUGGCUGUUGGGUGGCGCUGUGGCCGUUCCUCCGACUAUGGAACUUGCCGGAAUAUGUUCCUUUCCAUUGUAUUGUCGGGACUGGCGUUGCUGGGAUCUACUGCUUGCUUUAUCCUUUCGGGUGUGGGCUUGACAAAUGGACCCCUCUGUCUAUACAAUCAGACUGAAGUCCCGAAGUGGGAUUACCCUUUCGUAAACAUGGAAAACCAGGCCUUCCACACCAGGGCUCAGAAUUAUUUGUAUGACCCAUCACUCUGGAAUUCAGUCUGCAUCGAGCCCCCAAACAUUGUAGCCUGGAACAUCUACUUCUUCUCCAUUCUGCUGGUCAUCAGCGUGGUCGAAAUGGUCCUGGCUUCUCUUCAGAUCAUCAAUGGCUUCUUUGGAUGCCUCUGUGGCUUAUGUGAAGGCAAAUAGCUUCAGUGCACAUCAGAUUCCUGAGUUGCCUGGAUUUUGCUAUGCCGAGUAGAGGUGGCAUUUACAAAGGGGUGAUCAUCCCAGAGCUUUGAGCCUCCUGCAUCAGCUACACCUGUGCAAAUAUUAAACCGAUCAUGGUCUCCUGGGUAGCCAUAUUAGCUCAUCACUACAAGGAUAUUUAAUACACACUAGAAUCACUGCCACCAUUUUAUUCCUGGGUGGCAACUAGAGCUGGAUAUCAGACUUACACUUUUGUGUUAUGGAGCUACAAUGUAGUUUCUGUAUGAACACAUUGUACUGAAUUGAUGGGGCCAUUAUAUGAAUACCCUCUGAUUUCUACAGACGCAAACCCAGGAGGAAGCGGAAAUAAUCCAUGCUAGCUGUUUACCUUUGUCUGGGAAGGAUGUGAUGUUCCUUAGCACCAGAUUCAGGAAAUGCACAGACCCUUUGUCAAGGGAAGAACACUGUGCAAGCCUGGGACAUAGACAUGACAAAUUCUGCACGUGCAAGGGAUCACUUUGAAGAACAAAUGAAUCCUGAGUCGUCUGAUCUGGUUUUUCCCACCCUGCAGCAUCAGCACAGAAGAAACAAUACCUCUGGAUAGUGGCUUGAAACUGGCCUGUUUGAGGGUUGCUGAUUAACAGAGAGAUUAUGGAUGGACCAUGUGACCCUUACGCUGACAUUUUUGCUAAGGACAGAGAGAGGGAAGGGGGCAUCAGUUGGGACCAAUAACCUUUCUGACCUUUAUUCAUCAUAACAAAGCAAAAUAGCCACAAGCCCCAUUUUUUCUGUUUGCACAACCCAUAUGACUGUAGCUCAUGUAGCAAUAUUUAUAGUGACGUUAGUCCAAAAUGUGGUUUAUUUUUUCACUGUCUUUUAAUUUAUUAAUUUAUCUAUUACAUCUGCAUUUAGACAAACUGAGUUGGAGCCUUCUGGAUGCUUCCACUGGGUUUGAUCAUUAUUUGGCAUCUCUGAAGAGUGAGAAACCAGUUCCUGGGCUCUGGGUUAGGACCAACGUUCCCUCUAAUUUUUUCCAUCCAUGUGCGGAAUAAAUUUUGUUAUGUGCACCAAGGUAAUGUGUGGAUGUGUGCCACCAGUAGAAACAAAACACCUAGAUAUAAUUUUUUU
Messenger RNA from Chrysemys picta bellii (western painted turtle), 6913 nucleotides. It is a transcript of the gene TM4SF19, whose product is annotated as transmembrane 4 L six family member 19. The record is from RefSeq and is a predicted model, not a curated record. Gene Ontology annotation, cellular component: membrane. Lineage: Eukaryota; Metazoa; Chordata; Testudines; Emydidae.